UAUAAAGCGAUUCGAAGUGCAGAGAGUGACUUUACACCAAGUACCAAGCAGCGAAAGGAAAGGAGCUGCCAGGUUUACAAUCUUCUACUCAAAAGGAACGUUUGAAAGAUCAACGACUGUUCUAUGAUGGCGUCGUAUACCAUGGCAAGCAUUGGACUGGUUAUCUUCGGCUUGUGUGUGCUGUUGGUACCCAUUGCUUCAUCUAAAAGGUGUACUUAUGACUGCGAAUGGGAAGAUGAGGAACUCACGCUUUGCGAUGACCGCUUCGUGUACAUAUUUUCCGGGAAAGUGGUUCGUGUCUUCGGCGGAGAGCGAAGAGGUUACGUGGACUAUGACGUUGAGAUGACCGAGAUUUUCCGCGGUGAAGGCAAUGAUGUGUUCGUUGGUUCGGUGGUCACUCUCCGCACGAUGUACGACAAACACAUCUGUCCCGUUCGGACCAUGAAAGAAGGCGAUUACUUUUAUUUCGCAGUGGGUCAACAGAGUCUGAAAUUCAACUACCGUAUCUUCUCCGAUAGCUGCAAUAGUUACAUCAUGAAGGCACAUGAAUUCACUGGAACCGUGUUUGCUGAUCUGCUCAAUGGCAAAUUCAAGGUGCCCUGCUACUCAUAAAAAUUAAGUACAGCCUGUAGAAGUUCAAACAAUGGAGGGCGCUAUAGUAUGAAGACCGUAUAGACCUUAUCGCAAAUAUUAUUUCAGUAAUGAGGUGCUAUUGGUAUAGAGAGAGAUACAGUUUGAUUGCUAGCUAGACCAGCAUGCACCCCAGUCAACAGUUAGCGUUUGCGAAAUAAAUAUUUACGAAAAGGUCUAUACUGCAACAACAUACCAUUUGCCUUGUCAAUAGCCUACGCAAGCCUGGCGAGUAUUGAAAAUGCAUAAUGCACUGGACACCUUCAGUAUUGUCAAACACUUUGUUUAUCAACAUAUUUGUAAAAUAACAAAUCUGUGAAAUGUUGACUCAAUUGAUCAUCGAAGUGGCAAAAGAAUGAUGAAUACAUUGGGAAAUUAUAGCUGUUUCUCAAACUAUUUUAGAGGGAGCCGUUUCUCUAUAAAAUCAAUAGCUCUUCAUUGCUCGUUUAAUACCAAGAAAGUUGUUGUGCUCACAAUAAAUUUGAGUAAUUACCAAUAGCGUCCAGUGCUUUUAAACAAAAUCCCAUUUGACAUGAACAAUACAAGGUUGCGAGUGCAUUCUUUUUAAUAUGCUAUUAAUCAUGUUGCGUUUAAUGUGAACUGAUAUAGGCAAGGCGAAUCAUCAGCCAACUAAAUCAGUUGAUUUCACUUUCUAAAUUUGAUGACAUUGUCUAGAAGGAGCUGAAUUGUGUUUACAUACUUGCAAAUUCUGGAGUUUACUCUUUUUUGUUACAAGAAGGCCUAUUUCUUCACCAACCUUUUUCAUCUUUGGUUCGGUAGAUACGUGUGUGUAGAUUUAACAGAUGAUUAUUAUUGUAUUGUGCUUAUAUACGUUCGAAAAUACUCUUAACAUGGAAAUUACAUCAUUAGUUAUUGUUGUAAUUUCGAGAAAAUUUGUCGAAUAGGAUUUGAUAUGAAGUAUCAUUUCAGUGACUUGUUUACAUUAUUGUCCGAAAAAAUAGAGAGAAAGAUGUCGCGAAGAAGAGCAAAUCGUGACGAUGUUAAGCUUGCCGUGUUAAAACUCACACGUUCAAACGAUGGUCGGUGACCAUUGCUUCGAAAUGAUACAGAAUUGCAUGUUUUCGUAAAAAUUCAUCAACACCAACACUGAACACUGUGAAUGAUAAGCUUUCACUCCAGGAAGUUAUUUUGUAUAGGAACUUUAAACUAAUUUGCUUUCAUGUCUGGAAAUGAUGUUAUCUACCUUUAAGAGUUAAAAAGUUAUUGCAUGACUUUGGGACAUUAUUUCUCGUGCAAGUUCAGACGGUGUGUUUGUAUUAACGAUGUGUACUAAAGAAAAGAAAUACAU
This is a messenger RNA of Asterias rubens (European starfish), 1939 nucleotides long. RefSeq lists its product as uncharacterized. Lineage: Eukaryota; Metazoa; Echinodermata; Asteroidea; Forcipulatida; Asteriidae. The transcript is spliced from 4 exons. The record is from RefSeq and is a predicted model, not a curated record. The coding region runs from base 124 to 612 and encodes 162 amino acids.